Molecule: messenger RNA, 1143 nt
Organism: Eimeria maxima
Lineage: Eukaryota; Apicomplexa; Conoidasida; Eucoccidiorida; Eimeriidae
Product: ribosomal protein S15, putative
Exons: 7
Coding region: 1-1143 (380 amino acids)
Biological process (GO): translation
Cellular component (GO): ribosome
Molecular function (GO): structural constituent of ribosome
Source: RefSeq, a predicted model, not a curated record
AUGACGUGUCGUGCUAUUUGCGGGUUCGCACGGUUGGGAGCCCCACUGCACCAGUUGCAUGUUUGCCAGGGUUUCACUCUUUCUGCCCCAUGGGGGUGUCCGCAGCACAGGUUGAGGCUUCGACAAGGCCUCGGUGCCUUCAAGGAGGAGCGCUGCCGUCCGCCUAAAGAGAUCAUCUCCUGGGAUUGGGGGCUGGAGUCCCCGGCGGGGACCCGUGUUUGCGCAUCGCGAGGAGUCCCUACACCUGUGGCUGGGGUUCCAUACGGGGUCUCCGCCUGGACUUUGAGGACGCCCUACACCUUGCUGCAACGGCGGUUUGUGGCGCGUGUCAAAGUACACCGGUUUGCAGGAGUAGUGCCUCUUAAAGUCCGCUCACCAAAGUCUGAGUGGUAUAUCCAGGCUGAGAAGGAGUUUCUGAGCGAAAGAGACCAAGUUCCGGAAGGUUACAUCGAGCGGUGGCGGGAGGAGGACUUAGCAAGUCUCAAUGCAGGAUUAAGGAAUUGUCUUUCUCUGCGUUGCGCUUCAAAUAAACAACUGCACCAAUGGAGGAAGCUGCAGUUGUGCAGACAGCUGCAGCGCCGGCCUUUCGAUACCGGCAGCAGUGCCGUACAGAUUGCAUGCCUUACGGAAAAGAUCCUCAACGCUAGGCAGCAUUUGCUGCGUCACCGGCGGGACCACUCUAAAAAGCGGAUUCUUUCCAUUUGGUUGGGACGGAGGCAGCGGGUCAUGAAGUACCUCUACAGGACAGACUUCGACCUGUAUAAACUCACUUGCAGCCUUCUCCGCAUAAAAUGCGUGCACUUCGCCAUACCGGACUCUAGGGACAGACAGCGGGCCAUAAGCCCAGUGGCCGUCGACGGAGACCGGUGCAAGUUCUUAAUUCGACAGCGUCUGUGGAAGGGUGGGCGGGGCCGUUCCAUGAGUGGGGUUUUGGGGAACAAAGGAGCUGUGGUGCCUCGGGCAGCUUUUCGACCCGUAGAGGUUUACGAGGGUUGUGGCGGGCGCGUGCCCCACGAGACCAAGCCACGAAUCAGCCGGGCCUGGCCGUACGGCGUCAAGGAGGAGCGACUCAAGGGGGAGUAUACAGUCCCUAACCCAACUGCAGCAGGCAUUGGGUACUGCCCUGUGCCGCUCUUCUUUUGA